Colletotrichum scovillei is the source of this 3466-nucleotide messenger RNA. RefSeq lists its product as uncharacterized. The record is from RefSeq and is a predicted model, not a curated record. The coding region runs from base 697 to 2619 and encodes 640 amino acids. The transcript has a single exon. Lineage: Eukaryota; Fungi; Ascomycota; Sordariomycetes; Glomerellales; Glomerellaceae.
UCCACCCCCCUCCCCCCCCUCUACGCACUACGCACUACGCAGCACGCAGUAUACUUCCUUACCACCUCAUCUAUUACCUACCCUGUACUCUCUCUUCCGUCUCCCAUCUCUUCCGGUGUCAUUCACUCAUUGUUCUGCUUCUGCCACCCCGUCAAGUUACAUUCUUAUCCAACCAACUCCUGGACACUCCUCUCAAGUUUCUUCUUUCUCCUUACCAAGGUACUCCUUAUCCUACAGGCAUAUGCUGCGGUCCUCGUCGCGGAAUCCUCGUCUACUCCUCCCUACUCCUCAAUUCUCAAGACCCUUGAUGCUUGUUUCUCCUAGCAUCGCAACACUACGGCACUGAAAAUACUCAACGUCGUGGCAAAGGCAAACCCACCCCUCGAACUUCAUCGCUCCAAUCAACCUGUUCAGACCGUCGCCAUCCCUCCUUCGUCCCACGUUCUCGAGUCCCACCAGCCCUCCGUGGUCAGCUCCCGGUGCCUUGAUCCCCCCUGGCCCUGCCUCCUUGGUGAUUUCCUCUAGCCAGCCGAUUGGUGAGAGUCUAAGCAGACCAAAAACCACAUCCGCAGUCAAGCCAAAGAGAAGUGAGGCAAGGUAGCAAAGGGGAAGGGGUAACGGAGUACGCAGUACGGAUACUGCGCCGUCAUCCCAAUUAUAGGGUAACCCACCGCCAUCCGGGGGCCCUCGUUCAAAAUGGACUUCCUCCGUUCUCACAGUCGCAAGGGAAGAUCCCGCUUCUCAAAAGCCCUACCCACCCCUCCGUCUCCAAAGGCCGAAUCUCUUCCCAAAUCUAAGCAGCUCCCUUCGAUACCUCCCCUUCCUCCCCUCCCGUCCAAGAAGACGAAGACAUUCGCCAUGUCAGACAAACCGCUUCCACCACCGCAACCCCUCAACCAGUCUCUCCCUCCCCUCCCUCCUCUCGAGACAAAAGCGUUGCCCCCGGUACAUAUACCUCGCCGCCCAGUUGCAAAGCAAGCACCACCGCCCUCCGCCCCGGCGAACCAGCAGAAGCAGCAAGAGCAGUAUUCUCCCGAGGACGAAAGGAACUCCAUCGGAAGUCUGCUCUCGGCCUAUUCAAGAAGCUCAGGGGAAUCCCUCAUCAUGUCGCCGGAUGGAAGCGCAAGUCAGAGAGACUCGAGCCAGGCAUAUAACUCUGAACAGUAUGGGACGACAAGGGAAAACAAGAUUUUGACGCCAACCUCGUUGUCAUCCGGUGACAAUGACCACUACGGCGCACAAAAGUUCACAUCCAACAAGGGCCUACCACCUCACCCGGCCUACUAUAAUGAGCAGGCCGGCGCCGCUCCGGUCAACUCGGCACCCGCCCCGACUGCUGGCAGCCCGACAAGCUAUGUAUCGGCAGCAUCGCCCCAGCAACAACAGCGACCACUAUGGAGGAGGAGAUCUGUAAAAUCUGAUCGUAACAUAGAGGUGCCAGAUCUACACCUAACAGUCAGCCACGGGUCAACCGCUGCCUCUUCUCAGCCGAAUACCGCACAAUCCUCAUACACAGCAACUCCUCCUCCGGCCCAACAGCAACAAUUUCCCCCUCGCAGCACAUCAAAUCUUCCCGGCAGAAAUAUUCGUCCAGUUCCCUCUCAAAGUCAAGCGGCGGCUCAGACGAACAACAUGGGUCAAGAGGUCUCGCGGUUGAAAGAGAAAGUCCAUCAUUUGCGCGAUGGUCAAAAUGGCGCAAACGUGGGAACGUCUCACAGCGACACUGCGCUCUCGCCAACUCAACGCCUGCCGACUCCCGACUAUGAGAAGGAAGACGUCAAAACGCCGGUUGUCGAAACAAUUGUAUCGCCCGUCUCACCCGCUUCCUCUCCCGAGCCUGGCCGCGAGCAAUCGAACGAGUCCAAGCCUCCUAUCCCCCGCAAAGCGGUCACGGCGCGCAACUUACACAACGCUCAAAGCUUGCCUCAAAUGCGCGCAGAUGGACCUGUCACCAGCAAUGAGGCUCCCCCGACAAUCACGAGAGACUUUGCAGUCAGCCCCGUUAGUCCCGAUCCUCAGAACCAGCUGCCGCCUCGGGCCGCCCCCAACAAGCAGCAGCAGCAGCCGCAGCGGGAGUAUGUGCCGUAUGCGCCGGCACCCGGAUUCGCGCAGGGAGAUAUGCGACCUGCCUCGAGAGAUCAGCGCCCCAACCAAGAACCCGUCGAGUACCGCGAGCUCAAGGUCAAGGACCUGCCGCCUGCCGACCCUCGCGCGUCGUUCUUCCCCAUGCAGGGUUCCGAGCCUCCCAGCCCCGGCAUGAUCUACAAGGCUCUGCCGUUGAAAGAGAGCAUGCUCGACUGCUACGUCAAGCACCGCACCAUGGACCGAACUCGCAACCGCAACUACGCACUAACCUGCCAGACUUGCGGCAAGGCCGAUACCGAGGAUCGUUACAAGUGCCAGUUCUGCUACGUACGCAUGUGCGCUUCCUGCCUGCAAAUUUUCAACAGCAACCGCAGAGACCUCCGGAAGCUUAUGGCUCACUUGGAGGGCAACCCACAGAGCGGCGGCUCCCAGGGGCGCCCUCCCACGGCAGCUGGCAUCGAGGCCCCCGAGAAGGAAGAGCAGCGUACAGACGCUCAACAACAGCAACAGAGCCAGCAAUCAGUUACAGCCUGAUUGCUUUCGAAUUCACAUUUUUCCAAUUCUCUUCUUGUUUGCUUGGCAUAGGGAAAUCACAUGGUCAAUUUCACUUCCAAGCGGUUUUUCAAUAUUUUUCCCGGCGGCCGGACUUCCACGGAUCUUCGUCAUCGAGGGGAAAGAGUUAACUUUCUGCAUUGCGGGAUUAGAUAGAAAGAGGUCGAUUGGUUGAUACCCCUUCUCGCCCCCAAGAUACCAAUGUUUGUGUAUAGGAAGUCGUGGCCCCCAGGAAAAAGGGUGGAAGAGGGUCACGCGCACAUUUUUUCUUGUUUGUUGGAAGGGAUCACUACUACUACUUGCUUGAUGCAAGCUCUGAGCAUACGGAAAACGAAGCUUCAUAACGAGAAAGGACAAUACAGGCAAAUGGGGAAAGACAGGUUAACUCCAGAUUUUGGAAGGGUGGGCUCUCAGAGAGCCGGAGUUGAAACCCGACUACUGUUUUCAAAACCAAGAGAUUCAAAGUAAAAAUCUUCAAGCUCGUAUAUGCGGUGAAGUGUGGUGCUACAUACGUCCCAGAACUCAGGGACACACCAACGAGAAGCGCAACGCUUCGUUUGACAAGUAAAGGCGCGCGGGAACUGUUUCCUCGACUCGCCCAUCUGCAAAUGUGUGUCGGGGCACGACGUUCAGCAAGAGGAGGGGGAAAAAACCAGGCAGGUUGAGUUAUUUACCGGAUGUGCCGGAGAUUGCUGCAUCGCGUUGGCGGACACGCGAGGGAUGUUACGAAGUACGGAGUAUCCAUACGGACUGGCAGGGAGGGGUCUCAUCGGAGAAAAAAGAAGGAAGGAAAUAAAAAGACACCAGCUGAGAUUCGCGAACAGACGGG